Laccaria bicolor S238N-H82 is the source of this 1080-nucleotide messenger RNA. RefSeq lists its product as uncharacterized. The transcript is spliced from 4 exons. Lineage: Eukaryota; Fungi; Basidiomycota; Agaricomycetes; Agaricales; Hydnangiaceae. Bases 1 to 1080 code for a protein of 359 amino acids. Gene Ontology annotation, cellular component: kinetochore. Gene Ontology annotation, biological process: protein localization to kinetochore; kinetochore assembly; attachment of mitotic spindle microtubules to kinetochore. The record is from RefSeq and is a predicted model, not a curated record.
AUGACUAUCUCGAGACCCUCUCUUGAAAUUCAAGCUGAACAAGAGAGGCGUCUAGAGGCUGCGAAGAGAUUGAAAGACAAGUUUGAAGGGACCAAUCUCCAACUUGUGACCAAUGUUGCCGAGUUCAACUCUCACAAGCUCGACUCGAAUGACGGCACAGAUUCAGAGGAAUUUGAGAACAAGGAUCCAGCAAUCGUCGCGGCGGACGUGGCAGCUCAGACAUCAUUUCUCCGAAAGCUAAAGUUCCAGUACCUGGAGCAAAAUGCGAAGGACAAGUAUGUCAAGUCGGUCGUGAGUGAUAUCGACGACGCUCCAAUCGUUACUGCCGAGGAUAACAAGGCGUUGGCAAUAAUUAACGACGAGAAGAAGGGGAAACUGAAGCUGGCGAAGGAGAGAUUGGCUGAGGUGCAGCAGAAUAUAAGAACGUUGGCUCCAAUGGUAGAGCAAGAUUAUCAGAAAGUCAAAAUCGCAACGGAAAGGGCUGUAGUACUAGCCCAAAACAUCGUUGAUGCCCGUCUGGCCCUCACGCGGCUGCGCCAAACACACCCCCAGCCACGACUGACCAUCCCCCUUGCUGAUCAAAAGCUUGUGGACCAAGUCACUGAAAUGCAAACGCUCAGCGAUGAAGUCGCCGUCGUGAAAAAGAAGGUCCAGGCUGUCAAGGAGCAAGCAAAAAGUAGGGCGUUGGAGGUGGAGAAACUUCGGCUAGAGCGAGCAGAGGCUGAGAAAGCCGUCAAGAUGUCGCAAGUAGAAGAAGAUGAUAGUCGUCUAGUUCCGUUAUACGAUUGGUACACCGCAUCACUUACCCUGCACCAAUCUAUCUACAACCUUCACGAAUCAUUCUCAGCCUCCGAGAACGAACUGCAUUUGACAUACAACCUCGGCACACCAUCAACACCAAAGCUCAUAAAGCUUAUACUCAUUUUUGUGCCCAAUGCGCGGCAACUGGUGACUGUGCAAACGUCAGGUCUGGAGGAAUUGGGGGUGGACGUUUCGGAUGUGAUUGAUUCGCAUGUGGCGGCUAACAAUGUUCAAGGUCUUGUUGCCGCUAUCCUUGCAAGAGCUCACGCAGCUCUGUGA